Molecule: messenger RNA, 1701 nt
Organism: Bactrocera dorsalis (oriental fruit fly)
Lineage: Eukaryota; Metazoa; Arthropoda; Insecta; Diptera; Tephritidae
Exons: 5
Coding region: 462-1433 (323 amino acids)
Biological process (GO): trehalose biosynthetic process
Molecular function (GO): trehalose-phosphatase activity
Source: RefSeq, a predicted model, not a curated record
CUCAUCAAGUGAGCGCUCAAGUGGGCGAGUGUGUUGUGUUCUUAGCAAAUUUUACGCAAUCUACAUUUAUACGAAAAUUAUUAAUAAUAUAUAUGAAAUAUUAUUUGUAAUUCUAAGUGUACUUUUUUACAAGAUAAUAUUUGACCUUGUUUUUGUUUGAAAGGAAAAUCAAGAACUUGUGAAAUCUUUUGUUUUGCUGUAAAGAGAAAAAGUUUGUUUAAAUUGCACUUGUGCUUACAAAGACACACACGUAUUUACAAGUAUAUAUAAUCAUCGUCAUUCGUCACUUGUUGUUGUAGCAGUUAAUAUUAUUUUAUUAUUAGAAGUUGCGUUAAAGCAAUAAAUCAUCAGCAGUGUUAGGCCGCAUAAUCGGCAAAUACUAGUAGCUAAAUUUACCGCAAAGUAAAUUGUGUACAAAAAUAAAAACAAUAGUGACAAGUGGAAAACCAAACAGCGUAAUCAUGCGUCUGCUAAGAAUUUUACCACUGGUUCUGCUGGUCUCACGGUCGCCAGCACGCGCCACAGCCACCAGCAGUCUUGUGAAGCGUUCAUACAUUACGACUAGCGGUAAUUUCGCAGCAGCAGCAGGUAGUUGCAGUAGCAGCAAUAAAAUGCCAGAGAAACGCGUAGUGCCAGUGAUAUCUUCUUUGGAGGAUUUCGAACGCAAAUUACCAGGUUACUUGAAUAAGAAGACACCACUCGCCUUGCUCUUAGACUACGACGGCACAUUGGCCGCCAUUGCCGAUAAUCCAAAGAACACCUAUAUGAAUGUGGAUGUGGAAAAACUGUUGAAUCGGUUAGCCGUACACCCUCAAAUAUUUUUGUGCAUUAUCUCUGGACGCGGGCUACGUGAUGUACAAUCACGCAUCGGUAUCAAAGGAAUCACCUAUGCCGGCAAUCACGGCUUGGAAAUCGAAAGUGGCGAUGGUACACGUCACGACUAUCCGUUAGCCGCUGAACUAAAGAAUCAUUACGCCCCGAUGGUGAAAGAACUGAUCAAUAAGGUGCAAAAGAAUGGCGCUUGGGUUGAGGAUAAAACAGUAUCGUUGACCUAUCACUAUCGUGAUGUACCUGCCGAUAUAUCUGAGGAACAAAAGCAAUUGGCUAUACGUAUAAUCGAAUCGCAUGGUUAUCGUGUAAGUCAAGCGCACGACGCGAUUGAGGCAAAGCCGCCAGUGAAUUGGCAUAAAGGUGAAGCUUCGCUACUCAUAUUGAAGGACCGUUUCGGCGCUGAUUGGGCCGACAAAAUUAAAGUGAUAUUCGCCGGCGAUGACAACACCGAUGAGGAUGCCAUGCGGUUUCUGCAAGGUUCCAGCAAAACAUUCCGCGUCGCUGCUGAUCCCGAAAUUCAGACCUACGCCGAUUUUCGCUUACCGCAACAGGACCUUGUGGAGGACUUGCUGAAAUGGAUUAGAAAAACUUACACCGAUUAGUUUUUAGUAUUUUUUUUUGCGAAAGCAGCGUGGUACCGUUUUCACUUACAGUAGUUUUUAGAAACUCUAUAAAUAUUAAGACUGUAAGCUUAUCAAAAUUAUGUUAGUGAAUACAUAUCGUUAGUUUAUAUGUAGGUGCUAUCUAGGUUACAAGUAUUUAGAUUUAAACAAAUUGAUAUUCUUGUUAUGCAGUAACAAUAUAUAAAAUUGGUAAUAAAUUUAAUAAAAAAUGUUGAAAAUGCUUUAAGCAUUUUAAAUAAAUUAAUAA